AUGGAAAUACUCAAAUUAAAUCUGAUUAAAGUAAAACAGAUUAAAGUAAAACAGAUUAAAGUAAAACAGAUUAAAGUUAACCAGAUUAAAGUUAGCCAGAUUAAAGUAAAACAGAUUAAAGUAAAACAGAUUAAAGUUAGCCAGAUUAAAGUUAGCCAGAUUAAAGUAAAUCAGAUUAAAGUUAGCCAGAUUAAAGUAAAUCAGAUUAAAGUUAGCCAGAUUAAAGUUAGCCAGAUUAAAGUAAAUCAGAUUAAAGUUAACCAGAUUAAAGUUAGUCAGAUUAAAGUAAAACAGAUUAAAGUUAGCCAGAUUAAAGUAAAUCAGAUUAAAGUUAGCCAGAUUAAAGUCAGCCAGAUUAAAGUAAAACAGAUUAAAGUUAGCCAGAUUAAAGUUAGCCAGAUUAAAGUAAAACAGAUUAAAGUUAACCAGAUUAAAGUUAGUCAGAUUAAAAUUACCCAGAUUAAAGUUAGCCAGAUUAAAGUAAAACAGAUUAAAGUAAAACAGAUUAAAGUUAGCCAGAUUAAAGUUAGUCAGAUUAAAGUUAGCCAGAUUAAAGUAAAACAGAUUAAAGUAAAACAGAUUAAAAUUAGCCAGAUUAAAGUUAGUCAGAUUAAAGUAAGACAGAUUAAAGUUAGUCAGAUUAAAGUAAAUCAGAUUAAAGUUAGCCAGAUUAAAGUAAAUCAGAUUAAAGUUAGCCAGAUUAAAGUUAGUCAGAUUAAAGUAAAACAGAUUAAAGUUAGUCAGAUUAAAGUAAGACAGAUUAAAGUUAGUCAGAUUAAAGUUAACCAGACUAAAGUUAGCCAGAUUAAAGUAAAACAGAUUAAAGUAAAACAGAUUAAAAUUAGCCAGAUUAAAGUUAGCCAGAUUAAAGUAAAACAGAUUAAAGUUAGCCAGAUUAAAGUUAGUCAGAUUAAAGUAAAACAGAUUAAAGUUAGUCAGAUUAAAGUAAAUCAGAUUAAAGUAAAUCAGAUUAAAGUAAAUCAGAUUAAAGUUAGCCAGAUUAAAGUAAAUCAGAUUAAAGUAAAUCAGAUUAAAGUUAGCCAGAUUAAAGUAAAUCAGAUUAAAGUUAGUUAAAGUUAGUCAGAUUAAAGUAAAACAGAUUAAAGUUAGUCAGAUUAAAGUAAAUCAGAUUAAAGUAAAUCAGAUUAAAGUUAGCCAGAUUAAAGUUAGCCAGAUUAAAGUAAGUCAGAUUAAAGUUAGUCAGAUUAAAGUUAGUCAGAUUAAAAUUAGUCAGAUUAAAGUUAGUCAGAUUAAAACCGACAGACAUCUGAGCCACAACUGUGUGUUUGAAUCUCGACAUUUUCAUGCCAAAAACAAUAAAUAAAUCAUCAGCUGAUCAGUUAUUAGUUCUGAUCCUGAUCACACACCAGAGUACAGAUGUACACGAGCAGGUCUUUUAUCAGCGACCGUCAUGUGGUGCCAGAGCUUAAAACGCUCGACUGAUUGAAAAGCUUGAUUGUAAAACUGACUUUUCCAACUUUUCUCGUCACGUUAAUAAAAACUGGUAACUUUCA
Siniperca chuatsi (mandarin fish) is the source of this 1514-nucleotide messenger RNA. RefSeq lists its product as uncharacterized. The transcript is spliced from 3 exons. The record is from RefSeq and is a predicted model, not a curated record. Bases 1 to 1074 code for a protein of 357 amino acids. Lineage: Eukaryota; Metazoa; Chordata; Actinopteri; Centrarchiformes; Sinipercidae.